AGCCCAAAGAGCGCGUUGCCUAACUGGGCGAAGGGCUGAGGAAAAUCUGUCUGAUUAGCCUUCUCCAACAGACGGGGAUUAAGCUUUUAGUCUGUAAUUAUUAUAAAGCAUACGUCAGCAGAUAUCCACCCAUUUCAGGCAGACGGCGGAGCGGAGGGAUGUCCUGCUAGGUGGCUGUGCUCUGCGCCAGGCCCGCUCACAGACGUGGAGACCCAGGAAUAGGAGCAGGAGCAGGAAUAUCCUCCUGAGUCAGUGCCACGACGCUGACACAGCGCGCUCCCCGGCAGGGCUGCCUCUGCUCCGAUAAUACGCAUCCUAUGCUAUUCAGCUCAAGAUGGCGGUGCAGGCAGCGGAAAAGGACGGAAUAAAUGUGGAGGAUGACCACCUGAACGACUCGCUGGGGAACCCCGGCCUCAUCUCACCUGACAAGGAGGAUUUAUCUCGUCUCCUGACGGUGCCGUUCAGCGGGCGCAUCCGGGGCGGCAUGCGGCCGGGGAAGAAGAUCAUAGUGAUGGGCAUUGUCGACCUGGAGCCAGACAGCUUUGACGUGAGUCUGACCUGCGGCCGUGACUCCGAGAAGGAGGAGCCACCGUAUGACGUGGCCCUGAAACUGACCGCCCGCUUCACCGACCGCCAGUUCCUGCGCAGCGCCCGCAUCUCCGGGAAAUGGAUCGGGGAGGAGGCGUCCACCGCCUACUUUCCCUUCAUCCCUGAUCAGCCUUUUAGGAUUGAGAUCCACUGCGAGCACCAGAGGUUCCGGAUAUUCGUGGAUGGACACCAGCUCUUUGACUUUUAUCACAAAGUGAAAUCUUUGCCCUCUAUCGACACAGUACGGAUACAAGGAGAUCUACAGAUCACCAAGCUCGGUUAACUUCCCACCCCUCCUGCUCUGCAAGUCGUGUGCGAAGCAAGGACUUGAUCACAGAUGACCACACAUAGGAGCCUGUUACGCCAUCAUCCAUACCCCAUCAUGCAACACUGCAGCAGCCUAGCAACUGGAAAAAGGCUCCGGUGGUGACAAGUUAGAGUUCUUCUGCCACAUUCAUUCACUUCUCUCCAUUCCUUCUAUUUAACCAGGAUCUGAUGAUGCUUUGAGCGUGAAUGUGUUUGCUCCAUUUUCAGGUUUUUCUCUUUGUAGCCCCAGUUUUGUCAGAUCAGGGAUCUCGCGGCUUAUUAAUAGCACAUUCAUUUUUUAUGUUGAAUCCUUUAGGGAUGUCGAGGUGGAGGCAGGUGUGAGGUACCUUCAAGGAUGGAAAAACAAGUCGGGUGUUUUUAGAAACCAGUUUCUCAGGAAAACAACUAUCUGGCACACAGCUGAUGCGACAGCAAACUGUUGCUCCAAAUUUGCUGUAAAAUUGUGUAUAUUGGACCUGAGCAGUGUUAAGAUGUUCAAUCUGUGCUUGGCUACUUCCCACGGGGGCCGGAACAAAUUUUUCAUAUCAGAUGAAACUGUUUCAGAGCAAAAUGUUGCAGGUUGUAUAGCGCUUUCAGUCAACCCAGCUGCAUGUGUUUAUUGUCAAAAACUCAACCUUCGGACCACAGUAGAGCUCAGUGUUAUGGCCUGUUUUCUCUGUGCAACUCCAUAAGGCACUCCCCUGCCCUCCCUUGGGUUUAUCCCAGUUGUCAUGGUAACAAGCUGCAGUCUCACCGACCUAAAUACCCCAAAAUGAGGAUUAUAUCAUGACAAGAUGUAUCAGAAAGCGUCCCGUAGCGCACACUGCGUGUGCUGGUAGUUUUAGCGAUGACAGCCCUGUGUGGUGAACAGGAAGUACAAUUACGACUGUUUACUCUGCCGCAGACUGCAGAAAUGGCUUUUAAAUGAGUUUGAAAAUUGGACUCUGCUCUCUGCUCCACGCUCACAUAACACACUUUUUUCAUGCAAACCUCAUCUGCAUUGUAAUCUGAACCAAUAUGCAACUUAUUCUAAAAAAAAUAAUAAUAAUAAUAAAAAAAAGUACUUGCUUCAGUACACAUUUAGAAGAAAACUGUGCUGUCAGAGUGUGGCUGAGCUAAACUCAAACUAAAAUCCCCAAACCUUCGGUCGCAUUCAACAGUCAGUUGGAAGCAGAAUAAGAUCCUGACGGUAUUUUGAAUGUAUAGUAUUCAUGUUUCUAUAGUAGCAUAGAAGAUAUAGUGAUGCACAAAGUUAUUACUUAAUGUCACAGUUUUUGGUGGUAUGGCUGGUGCUGUUAUAGUCCAUUUUCUGUCCUCAUGUGUUUUAUGGCGUUAGCGUUUCCUGAAUCAUUCCACACCACCAGCGUCUCCACACUAAAGCAGAUAGACGUUGCAAAGCGGUCACAUCCCUGUUUAAUGCAGCCAGCAGGUUCUAGCAAAUGCAGCUGUGUCUUAAUGCAUCACAUGGUUUUGUCUCUAUAUAUUUCACUCUACAUGGGAUGUCUUUUCCUUCACUGACGCAGAAAAGACGUUAUAAUAAAUGCACAGUAACAUUAGAGGUUACCUACGAAGUGAAAAUCACAGUAUUAAGAGUAUUAUGUCUUAAGUUGCUCUGUUUACGCCUCCUACAGUAUUGGUUGAACACAUUUACAGUAGAAUUUCACUCCAUAGAUUUCCACUUUCCACUGUAAUAAAGGGUUUAUAACAUGUAACUUAUGGCUUCUGUAAUAAAUUUACAUUAUAGAUCAGUUAUCAGCCAUUAAUAAGAGCAACUUUUGGGUUUGUUAGGUUGUGAAAAAUGGCUAUUGUGUAUCUUUUGUAUUCAGUAAACCAUCUAAAAAGCCAUCAGCUCUGCAGUUAUCAAUGUUAAUAAAUCAGAAAGUUUACUGACUUUCUCACUUCAUCAUAAAGCAGAAAUCUGCAUGAAGAACAAAAAGAUAAAGUAAGAAUGACAGACAGAAUGAAAAAAUCUUUCAACCCAGAAGUUUUUCCUCUUAAUGGCCUGUGAUUAUAUGAUCUAUAAAAACAUUAGUAAAAUAUUUAUUAACAUGGAUAAAGUCAUUUACAACUUAUAACCCCUUUAUAAGACCCUAAACAGUGAGUUAUUAGAAAGUUAUGAGAUGACUUAUAAACUUGAACCAGGUUGGAGAAGCUUUGAUCGUCUUUGGAGACAGAUGUUCUAGUUCAGAUCAAACAGAUAAUUCAUGCUGCGUCCUGGCUCGUAUCUACUUCCUGAGCAGCUCGACACAGUGAAGAAGCAAAGAGUCGUUGUUGGUGCAUCAUCUCAUAAGGCUGCACAGAAGUACCAUUAAGAUUUGGAGAUUUUUACACUUGGAUCUAAACAAGCUAAUGAAGGUUUCCCAUCACCUUUUGCUGCUGUGAUUUUUGGAGUAAGCCAUGACAUCUGUGCAGAGCAGUUGCACUGACUUCACUGCAGGGCACUGGGUAAUUGAUGCUCACACUAAUGAAGCUUCCUUUAGAUUUCUGGGCAAGCCUCCCUGUUUGACAUCUCAUUACUGUUUGUGCACGGUGGGCUGCAGCUGUGUGCAGCUUUCAUCGAAAUACAGGGAGGUCGCCUUCCACACAUGCAUGCACUGAGUAUUUAUUAGCGCCUUUCACGUAGCAAUAACGUCGCUGCUCUGAGACUGACUGCUCCGGAGCAGAACUUGUUUUCUCCUGGUUGGUCAGACGGGGUCCUCCUCAGUUCCUCGUUUUCGCUUGGCGAGCGCUGGUUUAUUUUGGACACAAACAGGAAAUGAGUACAGUUUGGUAUGAGCGGGCAGUGUCGUUUGAACGGAAGUGAGCCAGUGAGAUGCAUCAUUAUUCGAGUGUUACAUCAGAACAAAUGUGUACAAUAAUGUGUAAUUGUGUUGACAGGGUGUGUUUUUUUUUGGAUACUGUUUUUGUGUUCUUUCUAUUAACUGGUGACCAUCCAUUUGUAACACUACAGUUUCCUGUAAUAACGUGUGAAUAUACAUCAUGUAAAGAAUAUGACCAUAAGUCAGCAGUGUUUUCAUGGACGUGGAAACUAGAUGUGUGUUAAAGUGUAAUACAAGUUCAUGUUUUUGGCUCCUCAGCUGUCACAUGUGGAGCUGAGCUGGCAGCAGUUAGCUGCAUCGACAGCGGUAGUGCUGCUGCUAGGAAUUCUGGGGGAGGGAGAUGAACAAUUUAAGACUUCCUGAAUUAAAGGGCUCGAACCAG
Chelmon rostratus (copperband butterflyfish) is the source of this 4095-nucleotide messenger RNA. RefSeq names its product galectin-related protein-like. The coding region runs from base 335 to 871 and encodes 178 amino acids. Gene Ontology annotation, molecular function: carbohydrate binding. The transcript has 5 exons. The record is from RefSeq and is a predicted model, not a curated record. Lineage: Eukaryota; Metazoa; Chordata; Actinopteri; Chaetodontiformes; Chaetodontidae.